GCGGGAGGGGGAGCCCCAGAGAACCUGGGAAGGCUGGCUAGACCGGCCCCUCCUCCCUUCCCUCUGGGAGCCCCACCUCCACCUCCAGCCUCUCCAAACACUGGAUCUGAGCAGUGGACACACCAGCCCGGCAGCUGUGAGCUGUCAUGGACCCUGAAGGCCUGGCGCUCCUGCUGCCUCCUACCACUCUGGCUACCCUGGUGGACGGCUGGCUCCGAGAGGACUGCCCAAGCUUCAACCACGUUGCCUUGGUCACAGGGGCAGCCCCCUUGCAGGCGGCGCUGUGGGCCAAGUCCCCCGGCGUACUGGCUGGGAGGCCUUUCUUUGAUGCCAUCUUUGCCCAUGUCAACUGCCAGGUCACGUGGUUCCUCCCCGAGGGAUCAAAGCUGGUACCUGUGACCAAGGUGGCAGAGGUCCGGGGCCCUGCCAACUGCCUGCUGCUGGGCGAGCGGGUGGCCCUGAACAUGCUGGCCCGCUGCAGUGGAGUUGCCAGUGCUGCCGCUGCUGCUGUGGAGGCCGCCAGGGGGACCGGCUGGGCUGGGCAUGUGGCGGGCACGAGGAAGACUACACCAGGCUUCCGGCUGGUGGAGAAGUAUGGGCUCCUAGUGGGCGGGGCCGCCUCCCACCGCUACGACCUGGGAGGGCUGGUGAUGGUGAAGGACAACCACGUCAUGGCGGCUGGAGGUGUGGAAAAGGCGGUGCGAGGGGCCCGGCAGGCGGCCGACUUCACCCUGAAGGUGGAGGUGGAGUGCAGCAGCCUGCAGGAGGCUGUGGAGGCGGCCGAGGCGGGCGCAGACCUCGUCUUGCUGGACAACUUCAGGCCUGAGGAGCUGCACGCCACGGCCGCGGCGCUGAAGGCCCAGUUCCCGGGCGUGGGCGUGGAGGCCAGCGGGGGCAUCACGCUGGACAACCUCCCUCAGUUCUGUGGGCCCCACAUCGAUGUCAUCUCUCUGGGGAUGCUCACCCAGGCUGCCCCGGCCCUCGAUUUCUCCCUCAAGCUGUUCGCUGAAGGGGCCACUCCAGUGCCCCACGUCCGCCGGUCCUAAAGCCAAAGAGGAUGACCCUGGUGGUGGGAUAACGUAGUUCCUUGGGACCCUCAAGGCUACACACAGCCAACAGGACACUCUUGGCAUUAGCCUGGGCGAAAGUCCAGGCUCUGCUGCUUACUGCUUGUGUGACCUUGAAGGGCUGACUUCACCUCUGCUCACAGUUUCCUAAUCUGUAAAAUGACCUAAUAAAUGAUCAACCUAAUGGAUUUCUUUGGGUGAUAAUUAACACAUAGUAAGUGCUCAGUAAAUGUUAGAAAUUACCAU
This is a messenger RNA of Ceratotherium simum simum (southern white rhinoceros), 1313 nucleotides long. It is a transcript of the gene QPRT, whose product is annotated as quinolinate phosphoribosyltransferase. The record is from RefSeq and is a predicted model, not a curated record. Gene Ontology annotation, biological process: quinolinate catabolic process; NAD+ biosynthetic process. Gene Ontology annotation, molecular function: nicotinate-nucleotide diphosphorylase (carboxylating) activity. NCBI's taxonomy places the organism in Eukaryota, Metazoa, Chordata, Mammalia, Perissodactyla, Rhinocerotidae. Gene Ontology annotation, cellular component: cytoplasm.